AUCAGCCUGCGUUGCUGUUCAAAGUAAUUUCACAAGUGUUUUUUAAAUUUUUUUGGUUUACUCCAUUAUUUGACUGCAAAAUGGAGAAAUUCGUGCAGGACACGCUGUCCAAGUGUCUAGACUGUGUGGUCACGGAUCAGAUGAUGUCAGCCAUAUUGAACAUCAAAGAUGACUAUGAAUUCGACAGUUACUUUGGCAACUUGUUGAGCGAGGAUAAUGAGGAGCAUCGCAUGUUUCUGCUGAAUUGCCGCCGCAUGUUAUUGAGUGGGAAACAGCCGCGAAACAAUGGCAAAAGUCGUUCGCCCAUCAAACAAAUGCCGCUCACAUCGCCGGCCAAGGGCCCAAAUCAAAAUCCUUCCCAAGGGGCCAAGGGAAAAUCAGGGAAGUACGUCAAUCUAUAUGCCAGCGAUGGCCGAGUCCAAGGAGACACUAUACUGUUGAAGGGCCGAAGGCAUUGCGAUUGCCAGGCAGCCCAGCACAAGCUGAUCAACAAUUGCCUGGGGUGCGGUAGAAUCGUCUGCGAACAGGAGGGCAGCGGCCCCUGUUUGUGCUGCGGUGAUCCUGUGUACACGCCCGAGGAGGAGCAGCAGCUGGCCAAGGUGGCCAGGGAGAAGGGCGGCUCGAAGAGCGCUCCAAAACAGGGCAAGAAGUCCGGAAAGGAAAACGCCAAGGAAUCCUCCAAGGAGGGGUUGGACAAGGCCCUGGCCCAAAGGGAUCGUCUCCUGGAAUACGACAAAAAUAGUGAGAAGAGGACAACGGUUAUUGACGAUGAGCUGGAUUACUUCCAGGAAAAUUCCGUUUGGCUCAGCGAUGUGGAGCGCGAGAAGUACGAAAAGCUGAAGAGCGAAAUGCAGGAGAUGAAGCACGGCAGCCGGCUGAAGCGCAAGAUCCGCGUGGACUUUGCUGGCCGGGAAUUGCCAGAGGAGCCAACCAUUUCCAAGGAGUACGAACAGCAAGUAAUAAGUGAACUGGCGGCGGUUUCCAAAUCGUCAGGUGGCGCAUCUAACUGGAGUUCAUCUUCGAUCACUGGCCACUCAGCUUUGGCUCUCGCACCUAACUUGGACAUGGCCAAGCCGCCGGUAUACAAGGCCAGCAAGGAAUCUAAGAGUUGGCCAGCUCCCACAGCUGCCAGCGAUGGGCUGGAAAGGAUCUACAAUCGAGUGCAGGAUAAAGAACUGCUGGAAAUGCAGGACAUGCGACAGUGCUUGUCGAUGCACCAACCAUGGGCUUCGCUGCUAGUGGCUGGCAUCAAAAAGCACGAAGGACGAGUGUGGUACAGUGAACAUCGUGGAAGAUUGUGGAUAGCUUCCACCUCCAAGGAACCGCACGCCGAGGACAUUGCCCAAAUGGAGGGAUUCUACAAGGUGCUCUACGGGGACCCUGAUAUCAAGUUCCCCACUCAUUAUCCUACUAGCAGCUUGCUAGGCUGCGUCCACGUGGACAGUUGCCUGCCACAGGAGGAGUACAGGGAUGCAUAUCCCAAUGGAGAAUCGGAAAGCCCCUAUGUUUUUGUCUGCACCAAGCCAGAGCAACUGAAUAUCCUGCUCCCGGUUCAAGGCGAUCACAAGAUAUAUGAACUCCCGCUUAAAACCCACACGGCCGCCUGCAAGACACUGCUUAGAGCUAGAGCUAACAAGGGUUAAGCCUUGGGUUCAUUUUCAAACACAUUCUUAUUAGUUUACUGUCAGAAUCGCUUUUCUGAUUAGAAAAUCUUCAAAAAUUGUGAAUAAUUCAAAUUUCUCAAAGAAAUAAAGUUUAAUUUAUGAAUGAAGAGUA
Molecule: messenger RNA, 1776 nt
Organism: Drosophila eugracilis
Lineage: Eukaryota; Metazoa; Arthropoda; Insecta; Diptera; Drosophilidae
Product: activating signal cointegrator 1
Exons: 6
Coding region: 81-1643 (520 amino acids)
Biological process (GO): positive regulation of DNA-templated transcription
Cellular component (GO): nucleus
Molecular function (GO): zinc ion binding; transcription coactivator activity
Source: RefSeq, a predicted model, not a curated record